Marmota monax (woodchuck) is the source of this 8591-nucleotide messenger RNA. RefSeq names its product solute carrier family 38 member 8 (gene Slc38a8). The transcript has 11 exons. Bases 2297 to 3595 code for a protein of 432 amino acids. The record is from RefSeq and is a predicted model, not a curated record. Lineage: Eukaryota; Metazoa; Chordata; Mammalia; Rodentia; Sciuridae. Gene Ontology annotation, molecular function: amino acid transmembrane transporter activity. Gene Ontology annotation, biological process: amino acid transmembrane transport.
UGCGCCGGAGGAGGCUGUGUGGGGCCAGUGGGGCGGGGAGCAGGGCUCUGGGGGGGCACCACCCGGCUGCUGCAGAUGGGGCCCCACAGGGCGCCCCUCCACAGCCCAGGAAAGGUCAUGCAGCCCUGUGAUGCCGGCAGAGGGUGGAUUUCAAAGCCCCUCAGAAUUAAGAGGUUUUCCCCACGGCCUGGAAUUUCACAGCCCAGUGGCCAAUUUCCAAGUCAUGCACAUUAAUGGGCAGCUAAUGAGGGACCCACCGGCAGGGACAGGAAAAUGCCCCUGAGCCCCCAGAGCCAGAUUAAGGAGUACAAAGUCCCCAGCCGCUGAUGAAGGGCUCUUUAUCUUUGCUCUCAGGAGGCCAGGAGUGGGCAGAGAGCGAGCCUCGGUUGCUCGCAGGGCCAGGGCAGGCUGCAUGAAUGCUGCACGCCGCUUCCUCUGGCCCAGGCUGUUGCUGUUCUGCUGCCCGCCCUGCCGUGCCCAGCAGCAUCGCCCAAGGUUCAACGACCUCACUCCAGUGAGAAGGACAAGGAGUCGAAGGCAGGAAAGGCCUUUCCCAGCAGUGCCCGAUCCCAGGCCCCAGCCGGGGGCCUUCCUGGGAGCCUUGGCACAGGGAACCCCCGUGAAGAUGGAGCCGAGGUCGGAGCAGUGUGGCCUCCUCCAGGGAAUGCCCACAGCCCAGAAGCUGGAAGAGGCAGGAGAGGCCCUCUAGAACCCUCAGAGGGAGCACCACCCUGCUCACACCUGGACCUCAGAUUGCUGGUCUCCAGAACCACGAGAGAAUAAAUGCCCGUUGUUUAAGCCACCUGGUUUGUGGUGCUCUGUUACAGCAGCCACAGGAACCUAAGGCAGAGGCCGGGGUCAGGGGAACCCAGUGACUCUCCCUUUCUCGUCUUCUCUUGUCCGUGUGCUCACUCACUCAUUCAUCCAACCUGUCCCCAGCACUGUCAAGAGUCAGAGGGGCAGGGAGGUGUGUGGCAUUGCAGCCUUCAAGGUGAGAUGCUGGGCACCUGUCACGGCCCUUGCCUGAGCCCAGGCCCUGUUGUGUGCAGCAGGACCAUGGCAACAUUCUCAGUGUUUGAGGUGGACGUUCUCGAAAGCUGGGCUCUCAGCCCACACACGGUGGCAGCCCAAGUGCUGUGUGUGUCCUGAGCUCCUGGACCUCCAGCCCUGCUUCCUUCAACCUGUGCAUGCAUGCAUGCUGAGAAACUGGUCACAGCUGGUCAAGCAUAUAUUAAGCUCGGCUGUGUGAGCCUUAAGGAGGUAACCAAAUCAGAGGGUGGGACCUUAGGAGCACACAAGGAAAAAGCCUUUUGAGGCCCCCCUGGUGUCUGACAGGUGUGGGCUGGCCGGAUGGGUGGGGCUCUGGGCAUUGACAUAGCUUACAGCCACGGUUCCCACAGGAGGUCCCCAGCCAGCAGCCUUAGUAGCACUGGGAACUCAUCAGAAACGCAGGUUCCCAGGCCCCAGCCGGACCCGCUGGGGCAAAAGCACUGGGGAAGGGCUGCAGCCAGAACACGGCUGCCCCAGGGGACUCGGGUACAAGGGAGUGUAAGAAUGGGAGGGGGCUGGCUGCCAGGAACCAACAGACUCCAUUUCAAGACCGGACUUCGUGUGCCUCUUUCAGAGUGGGGCCAGUGCCACCUUUCUGCCAUCUGAAGAGGGGGUCCCCUUCCAAGUGUGGUUCGGGACCAGCUGCAGCUGCCUCCCCAUCAAGCUUGUUAAAGGUGAGGAGUCUGCCCCGUGGCAGGCCUCAGGUGAGAGGGAGCCCAGUGCUGGAGGAGCUCCCAGGGCAAGCGGGGGAGGGAAGCCCCUGGCACCCCACGUGGCACACCUGCUACAGAUGAGGGUCUGGCCAGGAGUCACGUUGCCAGUCCGCGGCAGGCUCAGCUCAGAGACCUCCACCCCACCCUCAGGCUGGGGGCCUCACAGGGGCCCCUGAGGGCGGGGCCCUGGAGAAGCCAGCUGAGCUCCUUCAGAGCCCUGGGAAGCCCCACCCCGAGGAGGGGCCUGUGGGGGUAUCUUAAGAUCCCUGGUGAGGUCAGCUGUCUCAGAAGCUGCAAACUCUUGGCAAGGUGGCUCUGACCCCUCGUCCCUGUCUCCCUGGGCUUUGGGCCCUGACCCCACAUGCCCUCUGGGGCCCCCUCCGUCAUCAGCGGUCAGCCCAUCCCCAGCUGAGGUGGGCUCUUUCUCGGCAGCCCUCCCUGCUCAAGCAAUGCAGCAGAGGCAGCUGGAGGGAGCCUGAGACCUGUCCCUGGUGGCCGGGACUGUCUGGCCCCUUAGCGUUGGUAUCUGUGCCAUGGAGGGACAGGCCCGAGGAGGCAGAGGCCCUCCAGAAAAGCCCCUCCCUGCCGCUGCCAGCCGCAGCUUGUCCUCUGUGGGCGCCAUCUUCAUUCUCCUGAAGUCCGCGCUGGGAGCGGGGCUGCUCAGCUUCCCCUGGGCCUUCCACAAGGCCGGGGGCGUGGGGCCCGCCUUCCUGGUGGAGCUGGUCUCCUUGGUCUUCCUGAUCAGUGGGCUGGUCAUCCUGGGCUACGCGGCCUCUGUCAGCGGCCAGGCCACCUACCAGGGUGUGGUCCAUGGGCUCUGUGGCCCCACCAUCGGGAAACUGUGUGAGGCCUGCUUCAUCAUCAACCUGCUCAUGAUCUCCGUGGCUUUUUUCAGGGUAAUUGGAGACCAGCUGGAGAAGUUGUGUGACUCCCUCCUGCCGGGCGGCCUGCAGCCGUGGUAUGCCACCCAGCGCUUCACCCUGCCCACGCUCUCCGCGCUGGUCAUCCUGCCCCUGUCCAUGCCACGGGACAUCGCCGUCCAGAAAUACACAAGCACCCUAGGCACCCUGGCCUCCUGUUACCUGGCCCUGGUCAUCACAGUGCAGUACUACCUCUGGCCCCAUGGCCUCGUGCAGGAGCCCCGUCCUUCCCUGAGCCCUCCGCCCUGGACGUCUGUGUUCAGUGUCUUCCCCACGAUCUGCUUCGGUUUCCAGUGUCACGAAGCUGCCGUCUCCAUCUACUGCAGCAUGCGCAGCCAGAGCCUCUCCCACUGGGCCCUGGUCUCCGUGCUGUCCCUGCUGGCCUGCUGCCUCAUCUACUCACUGACAGGGGCUUAUGGCUUCUUAACUUUUGGGACCGGAGUUUCUGCUGACAUCCUGAUGUCCUACCCGGGUGAUGACGUGGCCAUCAUCGUCGCCCGGGUCCUCUUCGCCGUCUCCAUUGUGACCGUCUACCCCAUUGUGCUCUUCCUGGGGAGGUCUGUGAUGCAGGAUUUUUGGACAAGGAGCUGCAGAGGGGCUCGGGGGCCCCUGGUGCUAGCUGACCCCACGGGGCCAUGGGUUCGAGUGCCGCUGACCAUAUUGUGGAUCGCUGUGACACUGGCCAUGGCCCUGUUCCUGCCCGACCUCAGCGAGAUCAUUGGCAUCAUCGGGGGCAUCAGCUCCUUCUUCAUCUUCAUCUUCCCGGGUCUGUGCCUCAUCUGUGCCGUGGGCGUCGAGCCCAUAGGACCAAGAGUCAAGUGCUGCUUGGAGGCCUGGGGCGUGAUCUCUGUGCUGCUGGGCACCUUCAUCUUUGGGCAGAGCACAGUGGCAGCUGUCCUGGAGCUGCUCUGAGCAGCCCCCACAGGUGACCUGUGCAGCUCCCACCUCUAUCCCUGAGACCGAUGCAGGUUUCAUCAUGAAGAUGCUGGGCAAACAGACAGCUUCCGCCUUCCAGGCUGCCCGUGGACUCUGCUCCUUCCAGGAUUUCUGGUGAGGAAAGACGGAAUUAGGUUCUGGCAGCUGCUGUGACAAACCACCACACACAAUGACUCAAAGCAACAUUAGCGUGUUGCUUCCAGUCUGGAGGCCAGAUUUUGCAGUGGAGGUCUGGUGGGCCGUGCUCUCUUACUGUUGGUGGCUGUUGGUGCUCCUCCGUGACCCUGGCUUGCAGAUGUCACUCAGUCUCUGCUUUCGUCUUCACCUGGCCACCUCCCCUUUGUGUGUCCGAAUCUCCUCCUCCCUACAAGGAUACCAGCCCUUCGUUCGGGGCCAUCCCCAUUAAGUAUGUCCUCCUCUGAACUUGACUGCAUCUCGUCUCAGUUACUCGAUUAGGAUGUAUAAAGAUCCAGUCUCCAAAUAAGGUCACGUUGGCAAGGGCUGGGGGAAGGGCUUCAGCUACCUUGGGGACAGGACUCGGCCCAGGACACAGGUGGGAGCCGAGGCUUUGGGUGUAUUGAUCAAGGUGAGGGCAACGGGCGCCCAGGAGGAGACUUGGGGGCACGACUUGGGGGCAGUGGAGGGGUGAGCCCUCUGCCCAGGGCCUGGACCAGAAGGUGCGCAGGUGCGGCCCAGCGUGGGUCCCAGGAGACGCCUUCCCUGCCACUCGCUCUGCCUGGAGAGCCCAGGAGCCGAGUGGGCCCAUCGCCCUGUAGCUCCCUCCUGGCCCCACCCUGUCCCCUGUCCCCACCCUGUCCCCUGACCCUGCCCUGGCAGGAGUCAGCCUGCUGCCGAGAGUGUCAGGGCAGAGGGUCCUUCAGAAGAGCGCUUUCCCCUGGGCAGGACGCGACCAGGCAGUGGCCUGUGCCCUUCCCAUGUAUGUCACACAUGGCGUCUGUGACCCAGUGAGGUCGAUGGUGACAGGACUGUGUGUGUGCCAGCCUGUCCACGUGCACUCAGUCUAAACACCACGCUGUAAUUCACACACUGUGAGACCCCGCCCCCCAGGUGCACAGUCCAGGCACUUGGCAUGUUCAGUCAUGCCACCACGCCACCACCCCGCCACCCCGCCACCUGCCUGCAGCAGCUGCCCUCACCCAGGAGGGCCCCAUGCCAUCAGCAGCCCUGUCCCCUCAGUCUCCAGGUCGUCCUGUCUGGACACACCUGGUCGACCCAUGCGGAACGCAGUCCUGUGGGGGGCUCCCUUGAGGGAGCACAGUGUCCACUGCACAGGUGGCAGCUGAGGCGUGGGAAGGCCAGGGCUGCCUGUCCUGCAGGCUGCAGCGCUGAGUCACAACCGACCUUGGCUUGAGCUCCACUGUCUGCUUCCUCUACCGCCUGCUCCAAGCAGAGGAGUGACCACAGGGGGGGACAUGUGCUCAGCCUGCGGAUGGGGUGGAGCCCCUACCAGCCUCCUCCACAGCCGCUGGGGGAGGGGCGUGGCUGCAGGCAAAGGCUCUGGACCCUGUGAGGGGACGCAGGACCUCUCCCAGUCCUCUUGAACCAACACCAUGGUGACCUGCCCACCCUGUGUCCAGCGGCCACAGGGUCCUCCCAGACAAAGGCUCAGGAGCCAGGAUGCACACCAGGCAGAGUGCUCUAGCAGGUGAGCUGAGGAUGGUGGCCUUUGUUGACACCUGCUACCUCGAGGGCUCUGCUGCAUGGGCCAGAAGGCUGGGCCAGGCUGUUCAGAGAAUCCAGGAAUAACAAAGCAGGCACAGUAAGGGUCCUGCCAUGAUGGGAGGCCACGUGACUGGCUUUGAACCUGAGCUUGGUUGGGAACCUGGCUCCACCACGUGCUAUCUCAGAGCUGCUGGGAACGUAGGAACUUUCAUCCUGGCCCAGUGGAGCUGGCUCCUGUUCCUGUGUUUUCACUGUGAAGCUCGAGGGUGGGGCUGCACCUACAGCUGCUAGGGUGUCUCUCACCAAGAAAGGCAGCUGCGUUUCCAGAAAACACCAAGGUUGGCAGAGGACACUGAGUUUCCUAGCAGUUAUGGGAAAAGGGAAAUGGGAGGAUUCGAGAGCUCCCCCAGCAGAGCGACACAGGAGGGAGUGGACGGGCAUUAAAGGUAAGAGGAGGAGAGGGCAAGGGCUUUAGGGGUGACCGCAUUGCCACCAGGACCAAGGUUUCCAGCCAGUUCUGUGGCAGGUUCAGAUGUGAGCCACACGUUGGCAUCCCAGCACAGGGACAGCGGCCUGCCAGCAGAAGGAGGCCCCCUGGCUGUCUGACCUGGGGAGGAAAAUGCUGACAGUCUUUUGGAUUGUCCUGCUCAAAUGCCAAGUGGCGCCUUGAGGUCUGUGUGGGACAGGGAGGCAGAGGGCCGAGGAGGGCGUGGGUGGGGCUGAGCCUGCAGGAUCCAGGCUGACCUGGGUCACCGGUGACAACUGCUUGGGUGUAGAGAUGCAGGUGCCUAAAGCCACCUCUUCCAAGAGACCACGUGACACAUGUAUACCAAGGGCCUCACCCUGCUCUGAGCAUGGUGGCUGCAAGGGCGCUGAGCACCUGGGGAAACCUGUCCACGAGCUCAGGGUCACACAAAAGGCCCUGUGCCACAGGGCCACCUCUGAGGCCUCCCACGGACAGUCUGGGGUGGAGCAGGGCCCUCAAGGGUGCAUCGGGGAGCUCUGUGCAGGUGAGUCGGUGGGGACUGUGAAAUUCCUGUAUCAUGAUUGACAGCUUCGUGGUGACGAUCCCGGGCUUCGGUUGUGUCCGGUGCCACCCCUCCCCAGCCCACGACCACAGUCGCCCCGGGCUUGCGGUUCCAGCCCUGGGCGGGGUUUGUGGGUCCUAGCACUGCCUCCCGCCCCGGGGUUUGCAGGUCCUGGUGCUGGUGGGAAGGAGAUGCGGGGUGGCCUCCCUUGCGGUUCUGCAGAGCAUCCUUGCUGUGACCUCGUCAGCGCCGUACUCCCUUAUGACUCGGUGCAGUCCUCCCUCGGUACCACCUGGCGACUUGGCCAGGGUUCCAGGGCCCCAGACACCAGGCACUCUGGCACCGAGUGUCCUGCCCAGAGUGGUGUGUGCGUCUGUGACGAGGCGCGUCCUCUGGGUAUUUCAUUUGUGCUGCGGAGGGAGCCCAGGGCCCCGCACCUGCUAGGCAGGUGCUCCACCACGGAGCUGCCCCUGGGCUCCCCCGGGCACACUGCAGGUGGCCUCUGGACGAUGUGGCCCCGAGGCAUCGUGGGUGUGUAGGCAGCGGUUAGCGUGAUGUUCCGGGAAUAACGGCAGGGAAGGUGGGUACGUGUCCAGUGCAGGUGCAGCCAUCUGGCCGGACCACCUUGCACCCACCCCAGAGCACCCUGCCCGUGGCUGGCGACUCUGGCUGCGCAGCCUGGGGCCGCACAGGGCCCGCUGGCUGCGGCGUGUUCUGGACCUGCUGCUGGUCCGUGGGUAUUUGUGUUGUCUCCCCCUUUUGGCUGCUGUGGCCAGUGCCGCCGUGAAUACUGGUGCAGAUACGUGUUUGAAUGCCUUUUAAAAAUUCUUGUGGGUAUAGUGUGUAUCCAGAAAUAGAAUGGCUGGGUCAUAGGGUAAUUCUGCCUUUAACUUUUUGAGGAAACUGAUUCGGACAUUAAGGGUCUUCCCCCGCCCCCCACCAUGGAGUGCAUGGUAGUUGGACACAGGGUUGUGGGUAGGUGGCUCUCGGUUAGAGUCCACCUGAGCUAUUAGUUUGCUGUGUGACCUCUGGCAAAUUACUCGUCCUCUCUGUGUCUUCGUUUCCCUGCCCAGGAUGGUGCUGUGAGCAUGAGGGAGAUGGUGCCAAGUGCUUGAUUCUGUGCGUGGCUCUGAAGUGUCAGUCAAGUGGAGCUCUUAUGCCUUUUAGGGUUGAAAUGUGUUCUCUUCAGAGCCUGAUCCCACCCACCCUGCCUGUGAGGGGGCUGCCAGCAGCCCAGGAGGGGGGUGCAGGGUGCCCCUGUUAUGCCUGGAGAGACUUGGCGCUGAGUCCUAAGGGUACAGUGGCCCCCUCUGGGUGCCGCUGCAGGUCCCUGCCCUGCAGGAGGAGGGCACAGGCUGGGGACUGGCGCCAGGGUGCACCUCAGGGACAGCAGGCCUCAAGCCCACCCCACUGUCCCGAAUGCCUGCUGUUCUGGUUGUGUGGGGAGCCAAGGGGAGGGCUGGGCAGGUGGUAUGGGCAGGCGUAGGAAGAGGCGGGUCCGUGGGUCUGCUUCCUGGGCCAUGGCCUGCUGCCUGCUGCUCCCCAGCCUCCCUGCCCUGCAGGAGCCCUGCUGGCCUCACCUCUUUCUUGUCCCUUGAGCCUUCUGUGAGACUGUCCUCUAACCAGGACAGAGCUUCCAGAACAGGACCUCAAGGCCAGCACGGGGCUGCCUUCCCAGACAGCAGCCGCACCCCAAGCUCUGGGCAGCCCUGGCCUUGCCCCCCACAAGGCCAGCUCUACGCCCCUGGGGGUAUCCUGAAGUCUUUCUUUACCUGGGCCACCUGGUGUCCAUGCUAAGGACUCAAGGUGGGGUCCCUGGGGCGGGGCAGGGCUGACACCACUACUGCCACCUGGGCUGGCUCUGCUGACUCGGAGGGUCCCUGUGCUGCCCUAAACCAUAAGUGACCCCAGCAGCUUCCCCGAGUCCCUUGGCUGAGCUCCUGGAGCUGAGGAUGGUCCUGGGACCCAGAAGAGCUCACAGGCAGGAGCGUAUGUGUCACAUGCCUCCCCACAGAGCGGUCACCCCCUCCACACUGCAGACAGGACCUCGAGGCCAGGCGUCUUGGUUAAGGUCUGCGGCAAACCCGGGGCCAUCCUGGCGGCCAGCUGUCACUCAGGGGAAAGGGGACACAGAAGCACAACACACAGCUGUUCCUAGCUAGGGUUUAUUUGGUGCCUAAGGUGGCACUGGUACAUGGGCACUACUGCCACUUCUGGGCUUGGCCUAGGUUGGGCACUACAGGGCCACGGCUCCUACCAGG